AUGGUUUGCCUCAACUGCUGCAAGGGGGGGGCCGUCAAGGGCAAGCCUCCUUCAGAAGCAGCAGCAGCUGCAGCAAAGGAGCAGGAGCAGCAGCAGCAGCAGUACGAGGACUUCGAGGACCUCACCCCGAAGCAGUCAGCAGCAGCAGCAGCAGCAGCAGCAGCAGCAGCAGAUGGGUGCCUGUCAGUGACCAAGGAAGAAUCCCCUGGAACAGCUGACGAGAACGGAGCAGCAGCAAACGCUGCAGCAGCAAAUGAGGAGAGCAAGGAGGCGGAGCCGCUGCAGCAGCAGCUGCAGGAGGAGCUGCCUCAGCUGCAGCAGCAGCGGCAGCAGCAGGACCAGCAGCAGCAAGAAGACGCUGGGGAAGCAGCAGCAGCAGCAGCAGCAGCAGCAGCAGAUGACGAUAACGCGGACUUUGCUUCCGCCGUAGAGGGGCCCUCGCCUCCUCAAAACAGCUCAUCGCCAGUUGCUGCUGGGGAGCAGCGCGUGCGGCAGCUGCUGCUGCAGCAGCACCUCCAGCAGCAGCAGCAACAGAAGCAGCAGCAGCAGCAGCAGCAGGAGGCAGCAGCUGACUCUUCUUCGAAGGGCGCCUCUGCAGCAGCUGCGCCUCCCGCUGCUGCUGCAGCGGCAAGUGGCCCGAAGAAGGCAGCAGCAACGCCGCCGCCAGCAGCAGCAGCAGCGCCGGCCCCAGCAGCAGCAGCAGCAGCAGCAGCGCCACCAGCAGCAGCAGCAGCAGCGCCACCAGCAGCAGCAGCAGGAGAAAGCCUCUCAGCAACUCUUUCUCGAAUUGUGCAGCAAAGCUUUGAAGACCCAGGGGGCUUCUGGGGGCGGCUAGUAACUUGUUUGACCCCGGGGCCCCCAGCCCCUGCCCAGGAGGAGGGGGGCCCCCCCGAGGGGCCCCCAGGGGCCCCCCAGGGGGCCCCCCCCCAGGGGGCCCCCCAGGGGGCCCCCCGGGGGCCCCCGGGGGGCCCCCCGGAGGCCCUCGACAGGGACCAGGAGCCCGCUGAGGAGUUGGAAGCAGCAGAUGUGUCUCUUCCGGCGAGUCCGGUUGCAGACAAAGGUGCAAGAAAAGCAGCAGCAGCAGCGCCUGCAGCAGCAGCAGCAGCAGCAGGGGCAGCAGCAGGCGCUGCAGCAGGCGCUGCAGCAGCAGGCGCUGCGCCGGCGCCUGCAGCAGGGGGAGCAGCAGAAGCAGCAGGAGCUGCAGGCGAGGCGGAGCGCUCGCAGGGGUCUGCUGCAGCAGCAGCAACUGCUGCUGCGGAAGCAGCAGCAGCAGCAGCAGCGGCGAAGAAUGCGGCGCAGCAGCUGCAGCACGGGAGUUCGGGAGCAGCGGCGUCAGUGAGCUGCGGGGACAGCACCGCAGACACGGCGAUGGCAGCAGCAGCAGCAAGUGCAGCAGCAGCAGCAGCAGGAGCCGCCUCUGCUGCGUCCGGUGCAGCAGAAGCAGCUCUGGCUGCUGAGGCGGCGGAGGCGGGCAGCCGGGGCGGGGCCGGCCCCGCUGCAGCAGCAGCAGCAGCAGCAGCAGCAGCAGAGGGCGCUGCGCCGCUGAGCAGCAGCAGCAGCAGAAGCCGCUCAGGCAAAGGCCUCAGCCCCAAAGCUGCUUUGGAACAAAUCUUGGUGAAGAAGUGGCGGCAGUUAAUCUUUUAUGUUGAAGAGGAGUUGCUGUUCAAGGCGCAGCAGUACUUGCUGCAGCUGGAGCAGCAGGUGGAGCAGCUGCUGCAGCAGCAGCAGCAGCAGCAGCCGCGCGACCCCGAGCUGCUGCAGCUGCUGCAGGCCUUCCAGGAGCAGCUCAACACUGACCAGCGGCUCGUUAAUCUCCGAGUUAAAAUCUCAAUUGCUUCCAAAAUGUUUGAGAGUUUUCAUUUGAGUCAUUUGCGUCUCAUUUGCGAAGACCCGCGGCUGUCUUUUGCGGAGUCCGGGGCCUCCGCUGCAGCGCAGCAGCAGCAGGGGGGGGGGCCCCUCGGGUUCGCGUCGGGGGCCCUCAAGAUCCCCGUGGGGAAGGCGGGGGGGCCCCCCGGGGCAGCAGCGUCGCCGCUGGGGGCCCCCGGGGGGCCCCCCAGCAGCAGCACGCAGGCAGAAGCAGCAGCGGGGGCCCCCGGCGAGGGCCCCGGGGGGGCCCCCCAGGGCGACAGCGUCCGCAGCAGCCGCAGCGGGGAGGGGGGCCCCCCUUUUCCCGAAAGAAAGACAAGUGCAACAAAACUGAAGAGUGGUUUGAGAAAUAUGGGCCGGAAGGUUUCUUUGGCCCGCAGGGGCAGCAGCAGCAGCAAAAAGGGCAGCAGCAAAAAGGGCUUCAGCAGCAAAAGCAACUCCGACGAAGAGGGCUGGAUCCGAGAAAAAGGGAAGUACCUGGACUUGUGUUACCGCGUGGAGAAGGAGAGUUGCGUGUCGAUGAAGGUGCGGGGCAAACUGCCUUGCGCGCUCUUCGCCGUGUUGGCGAUUCUUAACGAAUCGGACUUAGCCGGAAAUUGGGCUCCGAUGUUCAGAAGUGCGGAGUUGGUGGCGACUUACAGCAGAGCUUCGCAGCUGCUGCUGCAGACAUUUGAUUAUCCUUUAUUGGGAUUAAAAGAAACAGUUUUAUUUUCCUUCGGAGUCAACGCGCUGGAGGAGUGCGGCGCGGUGAUCAUCUUCUGCUGCUCCCCGCCGGAGCCUGCUGCUGCUGCUGCAGCAGCAGCAGCAGCAGCAGCAGCAAGCUUCCUCGGCCGCCCGCUGCCGCCCAAAGGCAAACUCCCCAGGGCCCAGUCCGCGGACUUGGUAUUUAUUUUGUACCCUCUCUCCGGGGGCUCCCAAACCACUCUUGAACUCUACGGAGCUUUCCACCACGGACUUCGUUUUGUGCCGCAAAGACUUGUGACUUUCGUUUUGAAAAAAGUAGUUCGCGGGAUGUUUGUGCAAAUCGCGCGUCAGUGCCAAAACUUCAACAACACUCCUUACCGAGAACGUGUUAACAACAACCCCACCUUCUACUCCUGGAUGAAGGACUGCAUCGACGACUACCUGCAAACCGACCACCAACUCAAACAACUCGAGUCCAUUUCCCUCUGCUCCUUCAACUACGAAGACUUCCAGGACACCUAA
Molecule: messenger RNA, 3072 nt
Organism: Eimeria necatrix
Lineage: Eukaryota; Apicomplexa; Conoidasida; Eucoccidiorida; Eimeriidae
Exons: 3
Coding region: 1-3072 (1023 amino acids)
Source: RefSeq, a predicted model, not a curated record